AUGCUACAAAAUCGUACAAUUACAGAAAUUAGAAUGCGUCCUCUUCACGUGCCAUAUCCUCUCAGUGGUUUCAUAGCACUGACUGGAGCUCAACAAUCGACUCCUCCGGUACCACCGGCACCAACGAUCUUUCCUAGUCAUUACUCAGCCGAGCAGUGGAAUCGUUAUUACAUUCAUUUGUAUCGACAAAUGAUGUUAGCACAGAUUUCAUCUGAUGCACAGAGGCAACGAAUCAUCCAUUUUAAUCAACAAAUGGCAAUGAAAGCCGCAAUAGAAGACAACGGCGGAAAUGCAUCGCUGGUAUCAUGCAAUGAUCAUCCAAAAUUUGAUUUCACUCAACUUGCUAAAAGCAUCGAAAAUGAAAGCAAAAUGGCAAAAGCAACGAAAAAUAAUAACAGAUUAGCACAAAGUUGUUUACCAAACACAUCAACCGCAUCUACCACUUCAAUCAAUGACCUUAAUAAACCAUGGUUUUUAUUGCCAAAACGUAAUACUGGUAGGGGAGCUCGUCCAAAGAAAGAGUUUAUAUGUAAAUAUUGUAAUCGACAUUUUACCAAAUCAUAUAAUUUAUUAAUACAUGAACGUACGCAUACCGAUGAGCGACCAUAUGACUGUGAUAUUUGUGGCAAAGCCUUUCGUAGACAAGAUCAUUUAAGAGAUCACAGAUUUAUUCAUUCGAAAGAUAAACCAUUCAAAUGUGACAUAUGCCAAAAAGGCUUCUGCCAAUCGCGAACACUUCAAGUCCAUCGAAUUUCGCAUAACAAUUCACUAGAAGUGGAACAUAGGAGACCACGAAAAGCUCAGAAUAACAUCAUGAUCAAUCCAUUAGAUAAUGUUCGGGAUGAACGAAUUGGUACUGUCAGAAAGAAUAUGACUCUCACCAAUGGUGGUACAAAAUCACCAGUAUUAGGAAACAUUCCUACUCUUUUUUCAAAGGAAACAGGUAAGAGAGAAAAGUUAAAGAAAUAA
Molecule: messenger RNA, 969 nt
Organism: Brugia pahangi
Lineage: Eukaryota; Metazoa; Nematoda; Chromadorea; Rhabditida; Onchocercidae
Source: the annotation of a GenBank genome assembly